This is a messenger RNA of Pterocles gutturalis (yellow-throated sandgrouse), 223 nucleotides long. Its product is annotated as protein FAM3A-like. The annotation marks the transcript as partial. The record is from RefSeq and is a predicted model, not a curated record. NCBI's taxonomy places the organism in Eukaryota, Metazoa, Chordata, Aves, Pterocliformes, Pteroclidae. The transcript is spliced from 2 exons.
GCUGACGGAGGAGUCCCGGCGGAUUUUCGGGGAGCUGGGCAGCGCCGUGGCCAAGACGUUGGGUUUCCGCGACAGCUGGGUGUUCCUGGGGGCCAAGGGCGUGCGGGAGCCCAGCCCCUUCGAGCUGCACGUGAGGAACAACCGCGGCUCCAAUAAAUACGAGGGGUGGCCCGAGGCGCUGGAGAUGGAAGGAUGCGUCCCAAGGAGGCUCCCGGACCCAUAG